AUGGGUGGCAACGUUAACGCUCGCUUCCUUAUGCAGGUCACAGAGGAGCAGAGAUGCCGUAUACUUCUCGGCUUGAAUAUAUGCCACAGCUGUUCCCAUAUCAGCUGCGGGCAACUGUAUGAUGAGUGGGAGAAUGGGCGUUGCAUUUAUAACUUUUUCCUUACCGUCAAAGUGAAACGCCUUCUACGACGUCAUUAUGAGCAGGUGGUUGCACCUCACGUCGCUAGUGGUUCGAUCGAUGAGAAGCGUCUCUGGUCAACCAUCUCAAUUGCAACCAUGGACGAAGUCUAUACUUGUCGGGUGGCUGGAUUCCGAAACCGCGACGAAUACUACACUGCCUGCGAAUCGUUGCCACAUCUCCACAAAAUUCGAGUGCCAACGAUUUUCCUAUUCGCCAAAGACGACCCCAUACUCCCGAAAUGCCUGUGGGAACCAGUGAAGGAAUUCGCUUCUAUCACCGAAAACAUGGCGUUUAUCAUGACCCGGCACGGUGGUCAUCUGGGUUUUCAUGAAGGUGGAUUUUUCUUUCCGAAUUCUGUCUCUUGGGUCAACCGAUUCAUUGUGGCCGUGGCUGAUCAAGCCGUGAAAGUCCACGCCCAAUGA
Messenger RNA from Cooperia oncophora, 603 nucleotides. The record is from the annotation of a GenBank genome assembly. Lineage: Eukaryota; Metazoa; Nematoda; Chromadorea; Rhabditida; Trichostrongylidae.